This is a messenger RNA of Hydra vulgaris (swiftwater hydra), 2534 nucleotides long. RefSeq lists its product as uncharacterized. Gene Ontology annotation, molecular function: ABC-type oligopeptide transporter activity; ATP binding; ATP hydrolysis activity. The record is from RefSeq and is a predicted model, not a curated record. Gene Ontology annotation, cellular component: membrane. Gene Ontology annotation, biological process: transmembrane transport. Lineage: Eukaryota; Metazoa; Cnidaria; Hydrozoa; Anthoathecata; Hydridae.
CAAGGUAAUAAUUUAUAGUAAAUAUUUUUUAUGUUGUAGAAUGAUAACAAUCGAUUCCCCAAGUUAUCGGUUUCCAAUCAUACGUUUAUAUUCUGGAUUCGCAAUUUUGUUGUUAGCAGAUUUAAUUUCAUCAUUAUUUUUAUGGGUCUCGACAACAGAUGUAGAAAAGCUAAGAAGCUCUAUAAUUUCUUUUGAAAUUAAAAACUCAACUUUUGACUUAGCAUGUAUUGGUUUUUUUCGAGGUUUGUUAAUGAUUAUUACAUUAGCAAAGUUGGAAAAUAUGACUAUUGCAGCAAGUCAAGAUGGCAUCAAAAAUGAAAAGCCACGAAAAUUAAUUAGUUUUUUUGGAUUUGUUAUUUUUCUUGGAACAUUUGUUUAUACUGCUUAUAAAGAUUUAGUAGUAUUGAAAGACAAAAACAGUAGCAGAGGUAUCAAAUUCUAUGCCUUAUGCAUUUCCUGUUUUGUAUUUGGAACUUUGGAAUUAUUGGUAUAUGUGAAGUUCUUAUAUCACUUAAAGCAUCUACAGAAGAUUUAUUCAUGCCUUAAAAAUGAAGAUACAACUUCUAAUUUACCUGCAAAGAAAAAAGUUAAUUUUUUACGCCUGAUGAAAUUGACUUAUCCAGAAUUAUUGAGACUUUUUAUUGGUAUGCUUGGUCUAUUUUGCUCAACUGGAUCAAAGAUGAUUGCUCCAUUAUUUUUUGGUUAUGUCAUUCAAGCAGCAAGUGCAGUUCAAAUGGACGCAUUGAACAAGCAGAUUUUACUCUUGUUUCUUAUAUACAUGAUUGGUUCUGUUGGAGAGUUGAUCAGCACUUGGCAAUUUUCUUUAGCUGGUCAAAGUAUUGUUGCAACACUUCGAAAAAAUCUUUUCAAACAUAUAAUCAAGCAAGAAAUUGCUUUCUUUGACUUAAAUAGAACUGGUGAGUUGACCAAUCGACUUGCAUCUGACACUGAAGUUAUCACAAGUGCUAUUUGUGGUAAUAUUUCAAAGCUACUGGAAAAUAUACUACAAAUUAUUGGAUCUUUAAUUAUUAUGUUAGCUGUAUGUCCAAAAUUGGCAGGGUUACUUCUUGCUGUUGUACCACUAGUUGGAAUUGCUAUCCAAAAAUAUGGAAAUUAUGUUGAAAAUAUGCAAAAAAAGUUACAAGAUGAUUUGGCUAAUGCAGCAACAAAUGCAGAAGAAACAUUAAGUUCUAUGAGAACUGUACGGGGCUUUUCACAAGAGUUGAAGGCUGAAGCAGAAUAUAAUAAAGGGAUAGAUGCUAGUUUCUUGACUGGAAAAAAGUUGUCAUUAGCUUCAGGUUGUCUCAAUAUGUUUUUUGGUGUCGUUGUUCAGGGUAAUCUUGUUUUGGUAUUGUGGUAUGGUGGAAAGUUAGUCAUUGAUGGCGAUAUGAAUAUAGGAGAAUUAUUUUCAUUCAUUAUGUAUUCAUUUAAUUUGAUAUGGCCAUUUGCAAUCCUGUCAUCAGUUUAUGGUGAUUUCAUGAAAGCAGCUGGUGCUUCCAUAAGAAUUUAUGAGCUAUUGGAUAGAGUACCUGAAAUUAAGUCUGGAAGUAUCAUUGUUAACACAAAAGAUAAUAUAACAUUUGAUAACGUUGAAUUCAGCUAUCCAACACGGCCAGAAACAAAAGUUCUAAAGAGUUUAAGUUUUAACAUGAAGCCUGGAGAAACUAUUGCUUUGGUUGGUCCUUCUGGUGGAGGGAAAACCACUGUUAUGAGUUUACUGGAAAGGUUCUAUGAUCCAUGUUACGGAACAAUAUAUUUUGGUAAUCAUGAUCUCAAAUCAGUGAAUCUUGAUAUGUUACGAAAGAAAAUGAGUAUUGUCAGUCAAGAACCUAUACUGUUUGCUACCACCAUUGCAAAUAAUAUUGCUUAUGGUAUAGAUGCUAGUCAAGAUGAAAUAGAAUUUGCUGCCAAACAGGCUAAUGCUCAUGAUUUCAUCAUGUCCUUUGAGGAAGGUUAUAACACCUAUGUUGGUGAGCGUGGAAUCAAACUUUCAGGUGGACAAAAACAGAGAGUGGCUAUUGCACGAGCACUUCUUAUGAAUCCUGACAUUUUACUUUUAGAUGAGGCUACAAGCGCACUUGAUUCUGAAAGUGAGCAUUUAGUGCAAGAAGCUAUAGAUCGAGCAAUGAUCGGAAAAAGAACUGUGUUAGUCAUAGCCCACAGAUUAUCAACAGUGCGCCACGCAUCCCGGGUAAUUGUAAUAAACAAGGGAGUGGUAGCAGAAGAAGGUACCCACGAUGAACUUAUUCAAGCUAAUGGAGUUUAUAAAAAACUUGUACUUCGACAACUUGAAAAAGGGCGUUUACAAAACGAGACUAAUGAUGAUCUUGAUGUCGAUGAACUUGAUUCUAAAAUUUAAAAAGUUGGAUCAUAACAUAGUAAUGAACGAAUAAUUAGCAAAUUUAAAGUUGUUUGUGUCAAGUUUUUGUACUUUAAAAAAAGAACUAUCAAUAAUUUUUUUUAAUGAAAGAAAAUUUCGUUUGUGUAUUGGUUUAUUUGUGCAUAUUUUAUGUGUAUGUGUUUUUUUUUUCUGU